GAUUUCUGUCUUUUCAAGAACAAAUUAUUCAUCAUCAAUCCAUUCCCAUAUGUUGAAUCCUCUGUGAAUUUUAUUGUAGGUUACUUUCUGACUAAGAUUUUUCAUCCAAACAUUGCAACAAAUGGUGAGAUUUGUGUCAACACAUUGAAAAAGGAUUGGAAUCCAAGUCUUGGGUUACGACAUGUUCUGAUUGUAGUCAGGUGUCUACUGAUAGAACCAUUUCCAGAAUCAGCUCUGAAUGAGCAGGCUGGCAAGAUGUUGCUUGAAAAUUACGAGGAGUAUGCCAGGCAUGCUAGACUGUACACUGGAAUUCAUGCUCUUAAGCAAAAACCAAAGUUUAAAUCAGGAGCUAUUUCAGAGUCGACCACUGCCUUGAAUGUCGACCAGUCAAAUACCUCAGUUCUCAGCGUUGAUGAGAAGAAAGCAAGUUCUGGAGCUGCAUUACCAUUGCCAUCACCAUUGGCUUCAACUACAACAUUCACCAAAGGGGGAAAUGGGCAGGAUCAGCCAGCCUCGGUCUUGAAUUCAACAACCGAGACCGGAGUUAGCAGUGACUCAGUGGCGGCACCACCACCAACAGGAUCAGCAAUAUCCUCUACAUGUUUAUAUUUUUCCCUUUCGAAAGAUUUAUUGUUUGUUUUGAAUGCUUGGAUUUGGGCUGCCCUAUAAUUUCCAAAAGCGAAAGUUCUCAUUGUAGGCCUUUUUAAAUAAAUGGAAAAUAAUGGUGAAUUUUAGAUUUUAUUUUAUUAUUUUA
Molecule: messenger RNA, 754 nt
Organism: Camellia sinensis
Lineage: Eukaryota; Viridiplantae; Streptophyta; Magnoliopsida; Ericales; Theaceae
Source: RefSeq, a predicted model, not a curated record